UCUCUCUCUCUCUCUCUCUCUCUCUCUCUCUCUCUGUCUUUCAUCAACCAUCUUUAACUCUUUGCCCUCUUCCCAUUCUUCUUUAUAAAGUUAACUUUCUUCUCUAUCUUUUAUGUCUCCCUCCCUCCUUCCCUCCCUCCUCUCUCUCUCUCUCUCUCUCUCUCUCUCUCUCUCUCUCUCUCUCUCUCUCUCUCUCUCUCUCUCUCUCUCUCUGAUAUGGGCAUCUGAUAAGGCAGAAAGAUGAUAUCGCUCAGCACGUCAAGAUAAACAUGUGCUAACGUUACAUUUAAUACUCCAACAUAUUUCUAAUAUUACAGAGAAGUGAAUAAAGGAAAGGAUACGUUGAGAGACAGUCAAUAAUUUCUAACCAUGCAUGAAAAAAGCGUAAAAUGAGAACUUGAAAAACUCCCAAGUAUUAGAGAGGGAAAAAGAAUAAAGGAAGAGAAGAGGAAAAGGAAGAGGAAGAAGAAGAAGAAGAGGGGAGAAUAUAAAUCAUAGGUCUGAAAUUAAAAUGUUGCAAAUCGAAUAUGAACGGCGAUAAAUCAAAAUGAUGAGGACUAAGAAAGGUGAAGGUACGGGGAAUAAAUCAAGAGGACAAAGGAGACGGUAAAAUAUACUAAGCAAAGUUGAAUACGUUGGAAAAUAAUGAAGACUGAAAAGAAGGAAGAGGUAGAGAGAGACAAAAUACGUGGAAAAAUCAGUGAACGAGGAGGAAAAUUUGCAUAACAUAGUGAAGGGGAAAGAAAGUGAAAAAUAACGGGAAAACAGAAAAAAAGAUUGAAAAAAUAGUAAAAAUCGCCAAAAUUAGCCAAUAUAUAAGAAAGAAAACAAGAAAAUUAGAUCACAAUAACUUAGUAACUAAAAAGAAAAACAGCCAUGAGAAUGAACUCAGAUACCUAAAUGUACAUAAACCAAACCUACUACUACUACUACUACUACUACUACUACUACUAGGCAAGAUGGUGGCUGUUCAAGUUCUCCUCAUGAACUACUUCCUCUUGGGUCUCCACAACAACAACCAGCUCUCCAAUGACGUCAUUCCCCCGGAGCUGGUGAAGGAGGCGGGGUGUCCUCACGGGUGCGCGCGCUGUACGCCUGUUAAUGGGUGUCUAGCGUGCAAACCGCCUUUUUUUCUGCUGCUACACCGGGAUGGCGCCUCGCAGACCGCCUCCUGCACCCGCGCCUGCCCAAUGGGGUUCUUCAAACUCCGCCGCGGGAAGAAGAGAGGGUUUUGUGCAAAGUGCAUGCUGCGCGGGUGUAGCGAGUGCACCACGCGACACUACUGCUCUAUCUGUAAGGCUGGACUAGUUCGUCACGCGGGCAGGUGCAGGAAGAAAUGCCCCUUUGGUACGGAGAUCAGUCCCCGCACACCUGGUCUCUGUCUCUCCUCUCCCACGCCUCCGACAGAUCUCGACAACGAAAUCACCAAGAUCAACAGGACGUGGGCGACGACAAAGACAACUACCACGACGAUUCUGCCCACCAGCAACGGCACCACCACGUCCUCCCUGCCCACGGACCGCCCGCCCAAGAGAAAGAGGAAGAAGAAACGCAAAAAAGGCCGAAAGAACAAGAAGAGACACCGAAGAAGGAAACACAAGAAGAACAGGCUGAGAAACAGACAAAGGAAGGAGAUGAGAAGACGAAGACUCCGAGAACAAAGGGAGAGGAGAAGGAAAAAGUUACUUACAUCAAACUCCACCGCCAUUACUUCUACUAUUACUACUCCCACCACCACUACUAUUACUACUACUCCACUUUUCAAUUAAAUGCUCUGUAACUUGACUACAUUUUUAUUAUAUACGUUGUUUGCCCGAUUUAUAACAGCUGUUCACACACUCACACACUCGCUGUAUGCAAAUGUUCAAUAGAAAUGCCCGUGUUACAUUUUCUUUAGCUACCCAUUAAAAUAAAUGUUUGCCACUGUCCGUUUUCUUCCUAAUAAGCGCGCGGUGUAAUGGAACUAUACUAAAAGAAAAACGCUUGAUCUCAUAGAAAAAAAAAUAUAUAAUCAUGAGUUUUAUAAUAAUAGUAAUUCUACUUUAACUGAAUUUCGUCGCCUCUUUUCUUGGUUACUUUUACCUUUUCUGUUUUGUCUUUUUUUGUGACGUUCCUAAUUCUCCUUUUUACGAUUUUAUUAUUCAUUUUUAUUUAUCACUCUUUUUUUUAUUUCUUUUCGUUAGUAAGCCUCGCGUGUCUGUGUAGGUGUACGUAAAGCCAUGUGACAUGUACGUUUAGUCUACACACACACACACACACACACACACACACACACACACACACACACACACACUACUUAACCCAGACAAGAUAUUUUUUUGUAAAUAAUUUUCAAGUGAUAUAUUUGUAAAUAACUUACUUUUAGCAUUAAUAUAUAUUUUUUUCUAGCUCUCUUUAUCAUUAUUUUCUUUGUUUUAUUACUUUUCUUGAUUUUUCUUUUUCUAUUUUUCUUAUUUUUUUUCAUUUUCUGUAUCUUUGAGUCUGUCUGUCUGUCUGUCUGUCUGUCUAUCUGUCUGUCUGUCUCUGAACAAUGGAUCAAUAAAGUUAGAAAUGUUAUAACAUUCUCUCUCUCUCUCUCUCUCUCUCUCUCUCUCUCUCUCUCUCUCUCUCUCUCUCUCUCAGUAAGAAAUCCGUGUCUGUAGAGGUGCCAUAUGUCCAACACACACACACACACACACACACACACACACACACACACACACACACACACACACACACACACACACACACACACACACACACACACACACACACACACACACACACACACACACACACACCACUAGUUAGUAAAUUAUUGCAAAACACACAUAUAAUCAGUCAUAACACACACACACACACACACACACACACACACACACACAUUACAGAAUAUAUAUAUAUUCAUUCAGUUAUUCAACACACACACACACACACACACACACACACACGCCAGCUGUACAAAAGCUCUAUAUAACCCUGCAUCCUUUAAAAAAAAACUACUUUGACAAACUACAUAGAAAAUAAAGCCAUGACAUCUUAAUGUGAAAUUCAUUAAAAAAACUUCCCUGGUAA
This is a messenger RNA of Portunus trituberculatus (swimming crab), 3054 nucleotides long. RefSeq names its product R-spondin-1-like. The record is from RefSeq and is a predicted model, not a curated record. NCBI's taxonomy places the organism in Eukaryota, Metazoa, Arthropoda, Malacostraca, Decapoda, Portunidae. The transcript has 4 exons. Bases 960 to 1769 code for a protein of 269 amino acids.